Molecule: messenger RNA, 326 nt
Organism: Racocetra persica
Lineage: Eukaryota; Fungi; Glomeromycota; Glomeromycetes; Diversisporales; Gigasporaceae
Source: the annotation of a GenBank genome assembly
AUAAAGAAACUUUUAGUGAAGAAACCUCUACUGCACCUGUUAGAGAUUACCUUUCAUCAAUCGAUGAUGAUGGAAGUAAUAUAUACAAACUACGCAAGCAAGAAUUUGGUAGCCUGACCGCAAUAUCAACUAUUAAUCGGCACUUUCAAAAUUUUCACCCUGCAGAGUUUACUAAGAUCAGGCAACUUAAAUCUCGUCAGCUCGACCUCUAUGGUCCAAAUGACAAAUAUAAAGUAGAUAUUUUAAACAAUAAACUUUUAAAAUGGGUAGUUGUCGAUCAACAAUCAUUUUUAUUAGCAGAAAUGCCGAAUUUAAUAAUUUUUUAA